Molecule: messenger RNA, 1047 nt
Organism: Candida tropicalis MYA-3404
Lineage: Eukaryota; Fungi; Ascomycota; Pichiomycetes; Serinales; Debaryomycetaceae
Exons: 1
Coding region: 1-1047 (348 amino acids)
Source: RefSeq, a predicted model, not a curated record
AUGUCAUUUAAAUUUCCUUCUUUUGAUUUCAAAUCUAUUCAAGAAUCUUUACCAAGUGUUGAUCAAGUCAAAGAAUCAUUCACUAAAACCGGUGACCAAUUAAGUAAAUCUAUUCAACCAUACACCUCGAAAACUUCUCAAUUGAUUACUGAACAACUCAAACAUUUAGAACAAUUGGCUAAUAAUAAUGUUAACUCCGAUAUUGAAAUUAGUGAAUUACCUCAAGAUUAUUUACAAUUAGAAGCUAAUUGUGAUUUAUUAUUGAAAUUAUAUACUGAUUUGAUUCAAUCAACUAAUGAUACUUAUGGUAAAAUCAGUUAUGAUUAUCCUCCAGGUAAUUAUGCUAUAAAUAGAAUUAAAGGUGCUAAUGUUGGUGGAUUAAUUGGUCAAAAAUUCAAUCAAUUAAAAAAUGUUUCAUCUCCUCAAGAAUUGGAAAAAGUUUUAUUAGGUCAAGAUACUAAAGAUGGUCAACAAGUUGAAGAAGAAGAAGAAGAAGACGAUGAUACUGUUAAAAUUCAACCAACUUCUCCACAAUUGCCAAAGACUUUAUAUGGACAUUUAGCUGAUGUUUGUUUGAAAAAUAGUGAAGAAUUGAAAAGUUCUGAAAACCCAUUAUCUUUUGCUUUGUUGCAAGUUUCUUCUGCUUAUCAAGAAAUUGCCGUUGCUAGAUUAGAUCAAGACAAACAAAUCAUGGCUGGAUUAAAUUCUGAAUUAGUUAAAACUUUAAAUGAAAGUUUUAUUAAAGUUAAUGAAUUACGUAAAAAGGUUUAUUCAGCAAGAGGUGAAUUUGAUGUUUUAAGAAAUAAAUAUGAAAAAUCUGAUCCAGAAAAUGAAGAUUUGAUUAGUAAAGAAGAUGAAUUUGUAAGUGCUACUGAAGUUGCUGUUUUAGAAAUGAAGAAACUUUUAAAACCUUCUAAAAAUAUUGAUUUAUUGAAAGUUAUGAUUCUUGCUCAAAAAGAAUUCUUUGAACUUGGUGCUAAGAAAUUGACUGAAUUAUUGAAGAAUUUGGACAAAAUUCCAACCACUGGUGAAGAUGAAGAAGAAUAA